Molecule: messenger RNA, 4506 nt
Organism: Trypanosoma brucei brucei TREU927
Lineage: Eukaryota; Euglenozoa; Kinetoplastea; Trypanosomatida; Trypanosomatidae
Product: protein kinase, putative
Exons: 1
Coding region: 1-4506 (1501 amino acids)
Biological process (GO): protein phosphorylation
Cellular component (GO): cytoplasm
Molecular function (GO): protein serine/threonine kinase activity; ATP binding
Source: RefSeq, a predicted model, not a curated record
AUGCCCUUCGCGGCAAAUGUUGUACAGAAUACCAAUGAUCAUAGUCACACUGGUGAUAAAGGCAAUGAAGGCGACAUUGUGAAGGUGGGGGAAGGCGUGAGUUUACAAUCGAGUACGUUGGACAUCGUCAAAUCAGUUGGUGAGGGAAGCGCCGCGGGUGAGGCUCCAGGCACUUCUUUUCGCACCAUUGCGGCUGGUGCGAUGGGUAGCCGUGCGAAAGGCGCAUGGGAGGUAACAUCAACUUCAGGGAAACCCACGACAAGUUCAGAAAAAGGCGACACGGCGGGCUUUGCGGAGUCCCCAGGGAAUAAUCCCAACUUUCUUAGGUCGCCACUUCAGCGUGUGUUAGUGCCGAAGACGAGUUCGAGAGGAACAAAUAGACUCGACGGCAGGAACCCAUUGGGGGAAGGUGCGGUGCGCAAAGAUGGUGACAAGUCCAGUGGUAGUUGUGUUAAACCAAGCGUCAAUGGUGACAACAAAUGUGAUACUAUUGGGAGUCUUGCACGCCGUGCACCACCAGGGCUUACGAUGGGACGUAGCGAACUUGGCAGUGCGAGGGAUGAGUGGCCUGUGCAGUCUCCAAGAGGCGUGUGGCCCCAUCCAGCGCUCAGUGGUAAAAGUAGUCCAAACUUUUAUGGGAGCCCCGUGAAUACUUCGACACGGGCUCCCUUUUUUUCACCACUGCCGGCUGCUGCUCUUCCCCCUAGUAACACAGUUCCUGGCACAUUAAAGCGUCAACUAUACAAUGUAGAUACCGCGAAUGAGGAAAUGAUGAUGCCGAACAACAGUUUCGCCAGUACCAUCGUCACCAGUGGUAGUCGAUGUGAUAAUAGAGACCCUGCCUUUUCGGAUUGUGGAGAAGCUGGAAUCUUUACGCCUAAGCGUGUGGGACGUGAUUCAAGGUCAGCGACACCGACCCGGUGGUAUAACACAUCAUUUCAUGGUAAUUAUGCGGGAGGUCCCAUGAGAAGGACGAGUACAGCGGAACGUGGGAAGUUGUCAGCGGCGAAUGAGCAGAAUGGGGAGAGACGGGAAGUGCAGAGCGCGACGGUGAGUCCCGGAUUGGGACCGACUACUGUCGAGGUUUAUGAUACCUCUAUUUCUUCUAGAACUGGAAACGCUAUCAAGGAGCAAAGGUCACUUUCACCCAACGUGCAGCCGGCUUGUUUCUAUCCCAUCAACUGGAGCAGCUGCCCUUCGAGAGAUAAUGAUGAUAGUAACGCAGGGGAUCGCAUCUCCGUCCCUGGUGCGGUGUUGGUGCCCGUUGACUCCGAUGCCACAAAUCGUGAUCCCCAGGAAGGUGCACCCACUAAUAGUUGUCAACUUCAUAAUCACUGCCUUAAUCGCACAGAUUCCGAGUGGUGGUUCAAGGACCCCACGAUUUUCUUGCUCAAUGUCAAUCUCAUAAAACUACUCGAGUUGAGGGAGGAGAUGGAAAGACUAAAUGAACAACGGAGUGUGGAUCGACCGCAUUCUGCAUAUGAAAGAAGGGGAAGGGAGGCGUCACUGCACUCUUCCCACUCCAUUAUGCUCGCCGGCAUGCUCGAAAAACUGGAGUCUAUUCAGUUCCAAAUAGCAUACUCUAUUUUGGACAUCAAAAACGUGUUGUUAAAGCACCAUUUCGCGAAAUGGUCAAAUACGGGGGUUCGAGAUUGUGUUUCGAACGUUGUCUCAGCGUGGGAUGCACACGGGCCAGCCUCUAAGGAAUUUAAGGAAGCAUCCUACAUUCUUCUAGACCUGGUUUCAGCCGAAGAGCGUGGAAGCAUCACAUACACCAACGUUCACCGCAUGUGGAAUGCCCUUGGUACCAGCCGCACCGCAUCGUGUGCCGCUACUGCAUUCUGUUUUGUGUCACUUCUCUGCUUCGUGGUUGUCGCUGCGGCUGGCACACUUCCCGGUUGGGUUUGUGCAGCCGUGGCUUCUAUCGGUGCGCUUCUUAUGGUUUCCGUCGUUACGAUUACGUCGGUACAGCUGCACUACAGCUCCGUUUCCGCACGUGUCUGGGGAUUCAGCCACAAUGAGAUGUUAAAGCGUGUAGAGGCCGUUCAACAAAACCUCUACGAUGGGGGAGAGGGGGCGACGGGCGUGCCCGUUGGAUAUAGUGAUUUAGUUGCAGUGCAAAAAGCACCGGGCAGUAGCUCCACCUGUUUCCAACUGGGCAAGACCAGCUCCCAGGGGCAUAUGUUACCUCAACAAGAUGCACCGCGGGAUGAUUGCGCCAGGGACUGCGGGCCGCUCUCGUCCAGAAAUUCCUUUUACUCGCGUAGCCAGUUAAGGAUACCAAAUGAUACCACUGGGAUCUUACGUAAAGUCCCAUCCAUGUCAAAUGUGAAGUGCUCUUCGGGUGCAAGUAAUGGUGCUAUUAGCAGUGGGAGGAGCGAGAAGCAGGCAGGUUCCUUGAGAGAUUCGUCUCCCUGCCUGCGCAGGGCUGAUCGUCAAGAGAAUGAUUGGUGGAAUCAACCGGCUGGGGGCCGCUGGAAUGAUGAUUCCUUCAAUCGGUGCUCUCCUAUGGAGCGGGUUCCCGUGGGCCAUGCAGACAAUCCAUUGGUUGCCGGUGGCUCUGGGAGGGAGUGGCAAGAGGCAUUGAGUGAACAGAAGAGAGAGUGCGACACUGCCGUUCGGAAGCAAAUUGGUCGUCGUCAAUCCGUUGAUGGUGACAGGGCAGCCGCCAAUGUUCUGGCGGUACCCUCUGAGUUCAAUCACGGAGAAGAGAGGCCCAGACAAUUCCGUGGCGCACAACGCCCCCAAUCGAGGGGAGUAGACAGUGAAGUAGAGCGAAUGUUGCGCGACGCCGCCUCCAAGGCCGCUUUAAAUUCGGCAUACGUUGCCCCUAUGAACAUUUUUUCCGAUGAAGCGUCACCAGGUUCUUCGCUGCUUCUUACGUCGGCUACGGGUAUGCAGGGCAACCUCCUCGGCACAGGCUCCGAUGGACUUCCUAUUACUGCAUUCGUGUACUGCCUGGACGAUGUGGUUGCCAGCACACUUUUGGCCAACCUCUGGAAUCGGAGCAUUUAUGUAAUGCAGCGAAGCGGGCUAGAGGAUAUCGAUAUGACAUAUAAAUCCUGUGCAGUACAGACCAAGGUAAUUCUUGUACACGCUCCAGAUGUGGAUGGCGCGCAUUUGGACGUCGUGCUAUCGUGGAUGAAGGGAGGUGAGCGUUUAGUGUUCUUUUUUGCCUCGUCGUCGGAGUUUAUUCCUUCAUGUAUUCCUAAAGCGUCGCAGUUAGUGCUUCCACUAACAUCCCACGACAUUGGACGGCUCUUUUCCUCCUCUCUCACGGAUGAGAUGGCCUCAAAGAGUUUGUUUGGUCUCUCUCGUAAUCUUCAGAUUCCCUCUUACACGUUGGGGCGUCGGUUAGGCGGUGGGGCGUUUGGUGCCGUCUUUGAGGCGACGAUGGACGAUCUCAACGGGCGCUGCGCCGUGAAGGUAAUGUGUCUUCGUGGGAAUAAGCGUGACAACGGUGCUCGUAAUAACGGUAAGGGUGUUCGGAUGCCAGAGGUUGUGCGGGAGAUUGAGGUCAUGCGUAUGUUGAACCACCCAAACCUUGUGCGAUACCUUUUCUGCAAUUGGGACGGCAAAUGUGUGUCUAUAUUCAUGGAAUUGUGCCCUGGUGGGACGCUGAGUGAUGCCAUUACCAAUGGGGACAUACAGGGAGCGGAUCAUAUUAUUAGUAUACUUCGUGAUGUCAUCAACGGUGUGGUGUACCUGCACGAUCAUCACAUCACCCAUCGCGACCUUAAACCGGAAAACAUACUAUUCCGUGACGGCCGUGCGAAGGUGUCUGACUUCGGUACAGCUGUUCAAAGAGAUUCGGGGCUAAAAAAUACGCGAGGAACUCUUGCGUACAUGGCGCCGGAAGUGCUCCUCGGUGAGCCGUAUGGCAAGGCAUGUGAUGUGUGGUCUAUUGGUUGUAUUGUUGCCGAGGCCUUAGGUAUUUCAACUAACUGCAGCAACAAAUGUGCUGCUCAAGACGCUCAGCAUCAGAAACAACAGCGGCCUGUAACCGAUCAGCAGUUCUCACCAACAAAUCAGGGACUGGCGGAGUUGUGUGAGAGGUAUCGCACGAUGGAUGAAAGGGAAACACGUGUGUUCGACUGUGAUGAUCCAACUGUAUGUGAUUUUCUUCAGCAUUGCCUGCACCGUAACCCGGAGAAACGGCCCAGUCCAAAGGAGUUGCUGGAGCAUCCCCUUUUGAAUGCCCGGUGUGGCUCAGCUGUUUGGGAGUGGGUGGAGUCCGUAAUUGCUCGUCAGCGUGCCAUGCCGCUUCGCCGCAGGACCUCCACCGUUAUUUUGACUUCCGUGGCUGUAAAUAAAGGUGCCGGAAUUGGCCGUGAUGAUGAUACCGAUGGGGCGGAUGGAAUGGGUGGUGGUGAAGGUGGUGGGUUGCAUACCACAUAUAUUUCCCGUGUUGCGUCUAUGAGUGCCGCAUCAUUGCAGUCCAUAAGUGAGGAGGGUCAAAAUAGCGCCUCGUGGGGUACUUCAUUUGGUGAUCAGGGAGUUGUUUAG